Phycodurus eques (leafy seadragon) is the source of this 2183-nucleotide messenger RNA. It is a transcript of the gene apbb1, whose product is annotated as amyloid beta (A4) precursor protein-binding, family B, member 1 (Fe65). The record is from RefSeq and is a predicted model, not a curated record. Gene Ontology annotation, molecular function: transcription factor binding; amyloid-beta binding. Gene Ontology annotation, biological process: regulation of DNA-templated transcription. NCBI's taxonomy places the organism in Eukaryota, Metazoa, Chordata, Actinopteri, Syngnathiformes, Syngnathidae. Gene Ontology annotation, cellular component: nucleus; cytoplasm.
CCCCACCCCCUCCGCCCCGCUUGGAGACGGACCGCAGGCACCGGAGCCGUCCAAUGUAACAUGGAAACAUGUAGUUAGCUCGCGCAAUUUCGACAUCUUUUGAAGCCAAGGAGGUUCCGCCGCUACGUGGAACGUGAAGCAGCGAUGGGCGGCCGCGACGACGUGAUGCCGUACGUGGCCAACAAGCAGCACGACGAGGAGCUGAAGAAGAACAAGCUGAACGACCGGUGCGAGCACGAGUCGACGGGCAACAACGCCAAGUGGCGCAAGGAGGGCCAGAACCAGCUGCGCAAGGUGAGCGAGAACCAGCAGGAGCAGGACCACAACUGCAACAUCAGUCACAAUGGCAACCUGGACGGGGAGCGCGAGGAGUCCCCGAAAGUAGCCGCCCGGGAGGAGGCCAACAACAUCCUCAAUGAACCGCUCCUCAUCCACACCAUGGAGGACGACGAGGAGAAGGAGAGGAACGAAGAGGACAAAGGGGAGAAGUCGGAGGAUGAGACUCCGGAUCAAGAGGAGGCCCCGAGAGGAGGAGCAAGAGAGGGAGGCGCCCCCGGCAGGAACGCGUGCCUCCUGUUCGCCAACGUCAACGGGGCGCCGAGCGACGACGAGGCCAAUUGGCCCGCCGCCGCUCAGGACAACGCUCCCGACGCGUCUUCGCCCAACGGCAACAGAGACUCCUUCUGGGACUCCAGCGCCUUCGAGACGGACACGGACCUGCCGGCCGGCUGGAUGCGGGUGCGCGACACGUCGGGCACCUACUACUGGCACAUCCCCACCGGCACCACCCAGUGGGAGCCCCCCUCGCCUCUGGGGAAGGUGGACGACUCCGUGCUGUCCUCCACCAUGUCGCUGGAGACCACGCCGUGCGAGGAGCCCGAGGAAUCCUGGGCUCAGUUUUGCAGCACAGACGAAGGCGGCGUUGACGGAGAGCUGUGGAAGGAGGAAGCAGAAGUUGCGUCCGACCAAAGCCUGCGAGAGUUCGAGGGGGCGACUCUGCGCUAUGCUUCCAUCAACCUCAACUACAACUGCUCCCAGUCUGAAGAUGACGAGAAGCUGGUUCCACUCUGCACAGAUUUAGAGAGCAAGUGCUUCGCUGUGCGUUCCUUGGGCUGGGUGGAGAUGUCUGAGGAAGACAUGGCGCCGGGCAAGAGCAGCGUGGCGGUCAACAACUGCAUCCGACAGCUGUCCUACCACAAGCACAACCUGCACGACACCGCCGGGAUCUGGGGAGAGGGCAAAGACAUGCUGAUGGUGCUGGAGAACGACACCAUGAACCUGAUCGAUCCGCUGGGACAGACGCUGCUUCACACGCAGCCCAUCGGCAGCAUCCGCGUUUGGGGCGUCGGCAGAGACAACGGCAGGGAUUUCGCCUACGUGGCUCGGGACAACCUGACGCAGGUCCUGAAGUGUCACGUGUUUCGUUGCGACUCUCCCGCCAAGAACAUCGCCACCACUUUGCACGAGAUGUGCUCCAAGAUAAUGAUGGAAAGGAAGGCGUCCAAGCCGGGCGUGAGUCGGCUCAGCUCGGACACUGGAAAACCUUUGUCUGUGCAGGAGUUUCCAUCUCCCAAAAAUGAACUUUUCCAGCGCUUCCACGUGUAUUACCUUGGUUGUGAGCCUGUGCUAAAGCCCGUGGGUAUGGACGUGAUUAACGACGCUCUGGCGGCAGCCGUGGAGGGCACGGACAAGAGCGACUGGAUGCCAGUGUCUGUCAACGUGGCGCCCGCCACGCUCACCAUACUCGCAAAACAGACGGAAGAGGUGCUGUCGGAGUGCCGGGUGCGCUUCCUUUCCUUCAUGGGCGUGGGCAGGGACGUGCGCACCUUCGCCUUCAUCAUGGCCGACGGCCCGCGAGACUUCAACUGCCACAAGUUCUGGUGCGAGCCCAAUGCCGCCAGCCUCAGCGAGGCCGUGCAGGCCGCCUGCAUGCUACGGUACCAGAAGUGUCUGGACGCCCGCCAGCCCAGCCUGGCCUCCUGCUUGCCCACCCCGCCCGCCGACUCUGUGGCCCGACGUGUCAAGAAGGGUGUGCAGAGUCUGCUGGGCAGCUUGAAGAGCUACAGGUCCGGCUCCCAGUCGCCUUGAGCCGCCCCACCAGGAAGGUCCAGUCACGUCGUCUCCACGUCACCUUCUUUUCCGUCACACUUAGACACUCGUCAUGUUGUGCUGUGGAAUAGCUC